Neolamprologus brichardi is the source of this 2345-nucleotide messenger RNA. NCBI's taxonomy places the organism in Eukaryota, Metazoa, Chordata, Actinopteri, Cichliformes, Cichlidae. The record is from RefSeq and is a predicted model, not a curated record.
CUAUUCUUGACGUUACGGUAGAGGAAUGUCGACACGCACCUCCAGCUUGGAACGAUACCAGCCGGCUGAGGAGGCACUUCAGGACCAAGGACAGGCCGACCAGACUGGCUCCUCCAACCGAACCGGCGGACGCAAACUCUGUGUCCGGUAGAUCACGAGAUCCCCGGUCCUGCGGUGCAUGACUGCGUCUUUCAGAGGCGGUCCCGAAUAGCAGGUCUCUUCGUAUUUACCUCCUUACCAGACCAACUUGGAAUAUGUCCCUCUGAGGGAGAGAGAGAGCUGAUCUGAAUUGCGCUUAAAGAAGAUUCCAAUAUGUCAAGCACUCAGAGAGACAAUGGCUCUGCAAACUCCACAGAAGCCAAGAAAACAGACCCCAGAGUCAACGAGAAAAAAUGCUCAUGGGCUUCUUACAUGACAAACUCUCCAACGGUGAUCGUGAUGAUCGGAUUGCCCGCUAGAGGAAAGACCUACAUCUCCAAGAAACUCACACGUUACCUCAAUUGGAUAGGAGUCCCAACCAAAGUGUUUAACUUGGGCGUAUACCGCAGAGAGGCUGUCAGAGCUUAUAAGUCCUAUGAUUUCUUCCGCCACGACAAUGAAGAAGCCAUGAAAAUAAGGAAGUAAGAUUUCCCUGCUGCAUCAGUGACUAAGCUGUUUUUUUUGGCCGGCAGUCAGUAUUCAGCCACAGUGUUCUUUGUGGAGUCGGUGUGUGAUGACCCCGAAGUCAUUGCUGCUAAUAUCCUGGAAGUGAAGGUUUCGAGUCCAGACUACCCUGAGAGACACAGAGAGAGAGUUAUGGAUGACUUCCUGAAGCGGAUUGAGUGCUACAAGGUCACUUACCAACCUUUAGAUCCUGAUGACUAUGACAAGGACCUUUCUUUUAUCAAGGUUAUAAACGUGGGCCAGCGAUUUCUGGUGAACCGGGUGCAGGACUACAUCCAGAGCAAGAUCGUCUACUACCUCAUGAACAUCCAUGUGCACUCUCACUCCAUCUACCUGUGUCGACACGGAGAGAGCAAACACAAUGUUGAAGGACGCAUCGGAGGAGAUUCUGAACUUUCACCUCGUGGGAAACAGUUCGCCCACACUCUGCGGGGUUUCAUUGAUGAACACAAGCUGUCAGAUUUGAAGGUGUGGACGAGCCAACUGAGAAGGACGAUCCAGACAGCGGAAGAGCUUGGCGUGCCUUAUGAACAGUGGAAAAUCCUCAAUGAGAUUGAUGCUGGUGUUUGUGAGGAGAUGACCUACGAGAUGAUCCAGGAGACAUUCCCAGAGGAGUUUGCAUUGAGGGAUCAAGACAAAUAUCAUUAUCGCUACCCAGGAGGAGAGGUAAGUUGUAAAGUGGAAAUGUUUUAUCUGAAUGUGGAGGCAGUAAACACGCACCGAGACCGGCCUCUUGGUAAAAUCCCGAAGGACUCUACUCUCAUACAUCGCCGGAAUAGUUACACUCCCCUGUCCAGUCAUGACCAGGUCAAGCGGCCCAGGCUCUACAGCGCAGGCAACCAGCCCUGGCUACCGCUUGCCCCCACCCCAUCCGCUUUGAUGCCAGAGGAACGGCAAAGCCAAACUCGGAUAGGAGGCAGCUGUCUGAGUCCCUGUGCGAAGGAAGCGACUUUGACAGCUCAGAAGAAACUAGUGGCUGUGUCCGCUUCUGAGUGAAGAUCACAUCUUCGUUCCUCUUUUACUCUUGCCACAGUGUGGACAACUUCUGAAUCCAGUCAUGAGUCAAUCGAGUGUUUCUUUUGAAAAGCGGGCCGCUUCUGCAUGGGGUAACAUAAUUCUAGUUAUCUCAAGGUCUCUGUCUCGUCUCUGCAUGCCGAGGCUUUGAACAGGAAGCCUUAUCAUUGGUGUCAUAAAUACUUCUGCAUGUGCACUUAAAGAAACCAGUAAACGCACACAACAUACUAUAUCACAGGAAUGACAAAAAACUCAAUAUAAAUGCUGCAAUGCCUUACUGAACUUUAGAUAUACUGAUAGAAUUAGAUCCUCCAUAUGUCACUGGAUGUAAUAGGAACAAGUUAUCCAUUGGAAUGAUGGAAAUCAAUUUACACAGUUAGAUUUAGAAAAAAUGUUAUAUUUUGUAUGCAUAUCAAACACUAAUAUGCUAUAAAUAAACAAUCUAUAGUUAGGAAUCUUGUCAAAUUUGUUCCUAAGCCAUAAUUUAUGUCUUAAUUUGACAGAAUGUGCUAGUUAUGGUCUCUAGAAAAUAAAAGUAGUUUAUUUAGAUCUGCCUGUUCUGAAAGCAGUGAAAAUACACUAAAUUGCUGGAUUUACCAGCACUAUAUACCAGCAGUAGGUACCUUAUCUGUUAAGCAGGUGUUAUCAAUCACAUUUAACACUACAAC